AUGAAGCAUCAAGCUGAUAAACAUAGGCAGGAACGUCUCUUUAAGGUUGGUGACAAGGUCUUAAUCAAGUUACAACCUUAUCGCCAAUUGUCUGUUGAGAAAAGAUCCAAUCAUAAGUUAGCCAAACGAUACUUUGGCCCUUAUGUUGUCGAGCAAGUCAUUAGUCCUGUAGCUUAUCGAUUAACUCUACCCGCUGGAAGUAUGAUUCAUCCAGUGUUUCAUGUUUCAGUGUUAAAACAAUUUUAUGGCCCUAAUGCUGUUAGUUGUGAACCUCUGCCAUCAGUAAUUGUGCAGAACAAACCAGUUCAACAACCUCUUGCCAUUUUGGACUCGCGGGAAGUGCUGGUCAAUGGUGUUCCACAGCAGCAACAUUUGAUCCAGUGGUCAGCUACGGUUCCGGAGGAUGCAUCAUGGGAAGCAGCUGCCGAUUUGCGCAAGACGUAUCCACAAUUGCACCUUGAGGACAAGGUCACCGUCGAAGGGAGGGCAGUUGAUACGGUAGCAAGAAGGGGAGCCAGACUUAAGGGUGGUCCAACAUGGGUCAAAGACUUUGUUUUAUAA
This is a messenger RNA of Gastrolobium bilobum, 561 nucleotides long. RefSeq lists its product as uncharacterized. The transcript has a single exon. Lineage: Eukaryota; Viridiplantae; Streptophyta; Magnoliopsida; Fabales; Fabaceae. The coding region runs from base 1 to 561 and encodes 186 amino acids. The record is from RefSeq and is a predicted model, not a curated record.